Messenger RNA from Biomphalaria glabrata, 4035 nucleotides. RefSeq lists its product as uncharacterized. The record is from RefSeq and is a predicted model, not a curated record. The coding region runs from base 1130 to 2551 and encodes 473 amino acids. The transcript has 3 exons. NCBI's taxonomy places the organism in Eukaryota, Metazoa, Mollusca, Gastropoda, Planorbidae.
ACCUGGAGACCACUGGCCUUGUCCAAAUCACAGUCAGCACAAGGAAGAGAGAGGGAGAAAUUCGGGGAUGCAAAUUGAAAAACUCUGGCUUGAGCUGUGUAUCGCAGAUAAUUUCAGCACAUCCUGUAAUUGCGCGUUAUUUAGUCUGACCCCGUUGUCAACUUUUAACGCGAGUAUGUCCCGUGAGAAGCGAAGUGACAACAUGGCUGAACUGGCGGAGAACAAGUCUGUCGUGGAGGGGCGGUGAGUGGGGAAGGUGGGGGAGGAGGGCCCUUUCGUUGUUAUCUAUUACAAGUUUACCUCGUCAGACAAGUGUGUAGAGUGCUUGAGGAAUUCAAUGUAAACAUUAGGCCUCAAUGAUAUGUGUAGAAGAUUCGUGAAAAGGCUGUCUACACAUCUCCUGUCGAGAGAAGGCCAUACAUUGUUUGUGUUCAACGUGUUUCUGAAAUCUUGCCAAAGUAAGUUUAAAUCUAGACUCGAACUCAAAUUAUAAACUGACAAAGAGAAACAAUAAUGGAUUACGUUUGUCUUGUUGACCUCCGAAUGCUGCAUAAAGGUUAAGAAUGAGAAUAGUCAGAGACCAGCAUCAAGAAUAAAUCGCAACUUUCAGAAAUCAAAAGGGAAAAUUGACUAAUUCUCUAAGUCCAUUCAUCACUUGACUACCCCCUGGUCCAUUACGUAAAAUCAAGAAAAUUUGGAAUAAUCUUUGCCAUGACUUGAAAUUAAAGAUGAAACUAAUAGUUUAUCCUUUCAAUUUUGAUUGAAUAUGUAAUGGCUGACAGCAAAAACAAGCCAGACGUUCUUUUACUUCUUGUGUAUGGUUUAUCAAAUUUCUCCUCAAAUACCAAACAACUCUGAAGCUGUGAGUGCAGUCUCUUAAAAAUUGGUCAACAAUGUCUGGAUACUUCCACGGAAACUAACAUUGUUUCACUAAGUACCAAAAUGUAAUCAGAUAUAUAUUGUCAAGAUGUAAGCUGAAUUUUCUUUCAUUAAUUAAAGUUUUUCUCCUCUAACAAAUUUUUGUUUCAUAAAAUCUCGGGAGAAACUUUUUAACAGUUCACAUAACCUAACACGUAACAUCGUUCGUUAAUCUUUACCCAUUCAAAAACUAUGACCAACGUAUUCUAAAAUGAACGAAACAAAUGUGAUUAUUAUAGUUGCGGUCAUCGCAGGGGGUCUGUUCGUCAUUGUCAUUGUUGGCCUGACCGUCUUUCUCCUCCUCCAACGUCGACGCAAGAGGUCACAGCUGACCAAUGCUCCCAAGACAGCGACCAACGGAAGGUCAGGUCUGAGCUCAAGCCUCUAUGGCACGUCUGGAAUUAACGACGACGAUUCUGAGGCUUCUUUCGGAAGACACAGUACAACACACGACUCUGAUGAAGCCUCUGGGUUCGAGAACAAUAACGUUGACACACACGCAACCCCUUACAACCGAAAAUCAACUAAUGGGAUUAAAGUUUUACCGAAAAUUGCAGCCAAACCAGCCAGAGUGUCCGUUAUAAACCAUGACAGCAGGACAGAAAGUUUUCAACCAAGCUUUCAUCACUACGAUACACCUGGAGCUAAUAUUCAUGAUGGGCUUCAAACAAACAGAUUCUCUCAGACUAAAACAGCUCUUGAAAACGUUUACAAAAAAUUGCCAACUAUUUCUUCAAAAAUAGCCAAAUCUUGUAGCGAUUCAAGCAUCGACCAGACAACGGUAGCUAAAACUGUCAAAUCUCUACCUGUCAUUCCCAAGAAACCAAUCAGCGCGCCGGUGUUAAACGACACUACAGAAGCACGGAACCAAAUCCCGCCCAAACCAGCAAUUAUUGCCAAACCAUUUUACUUGCAAACAACAAACACAUCAACUACAAUGAAUACUAAAACGAGUGACUUUCUAAAACAUCAAGAAAAUAUUCACCAAUUUGUACCCGCCAUUCCUCCCAAACCUUCUUUCAUACCGCCUCCCAGCAUACCAGCCACAUUCGAUCAUUCUGAAAGGCAAGCUAAAUAUACCCACGUAGAACGGAAGAGCUACCCAAAGAUUUCACCGCCAGUUUUAGCUAAGCCAAGCUCCAAAUUGGCCCCCAUCCAACACAUGAGAGGUAAAGACAACCAAGGAUUUGUCAGUGACGACUCCGGGUACACCACUGUGGACUCGACUGUCCACUCGGUGGACAGCUCACUCUACUUAAGCCGUAAGUUAAAACAAAACUGGGAGAAAUCUUCGGACAUGCGACGCAUUCAUGUGGCCGACUCCAACAGAACUGAGCCUUACGCUGUGAUAGAAAUAUUCGACCAAAAAGAACAAAACCAAAAAACAUCGGUGCCGCCACCACCUGUCGGUCCCAGUCAGCUGACCGUUGCGAACUUUCUUUUGAAUUUAAACCGCCAAAAUGUCUCCACGAAUGAUUCUUCCAUUCCGCCUGAAAACUUUUACUUUGAGUUGGAGAAACAAUACGAAGCUACAGAUUCCGCGAUGAAAGUUGAUGCGGAUUUGUACAAUUCUAGACCAAGAUCAACUCCUAAUGUUCGAUAUCUUCGUGAGCUUAAGGAGACGGAUGUAUGAUUUAUAAGGUCUGUUCAGUUCUUUGGAGCAGUGUACAAUGCGUGUGGAAUAACAGUUUUAUGUAGACCUAAGCAGUUCUGUAUGAUUGAUAUAGACUGGAUGCUUUGUUUUAAAAUGUUGCCUUUGAUGUAUUUGUAAUAUUUUUGAAAUACUUUUUAUAGUACAAUGGAGUUCUGUAUGUUAGAAUUAACGUUUGGUGUAGUGUGCAAACCAAUAGAGUAAUUUGUGAUCGAUAUGCAUGUGUUUGUACUUGUAGCCCUAUUGAACGAUUAAUGAUAGUAUGUAGCGCUCAAAUGAAAAGUUGUUUUUUUCAAAGCUUAUAGCAACUCACUCUGUCCGACAUCCAUUCUUGGAACAAGUUGAAACUUUACACCAAUAAAAAAAUAACUAGUUAAUACAUUAAUUAUUGGUAACUAAUUAUCUUGUUUAAAAUCAAACAAAGAAAAAAAAUGUUACUUAUUAAGAAAUGUAACUGUAUAUAUGGAGUUAUUACCUUUAUUACGUUUUGUACACGUUUUCUGUCCCACUUCCCUUUCUGGAAUGUAGUUAAAAUUUUGCCUAAUUAUCCAUAGUCGAUUAUAGUUAUUUAAAAACUGAGGCUAGAAUAUCUUUUUUUUCUUUUCGAAUAAAUAUUUGUGUAAAAGGCCAAAGUUUCAAGUACAAACUGAAUAAAGUAGGCUGUCUUAGUGAGUGGUAUGCACUUUGGACCGUCGUAUCACAAAGGUCCUAAGUUCGAAACUUCCUACUGCCAUCAUCCCCUGCCGUCCUGUAGUAAGUUUGGGCUAGGUAGUCAUUGUCUUUUCUGAAGCACGUCUGAAACAUUGGAAUCAACAAUCUACUGAUAUUAUGUUUCAAACUUUUUGUUUUCACCUUUUAUUGUCAGGGGCGUUUCUGGUCCAAAGUUACCCUUUCUCUCCAUUUAUUUGUUUUGUUUCGAAAUUACUUUUCAAGGGAAUUACAUGUGAAAAGUUUUUACAAGAUGAAUAAUUGUAGGUAAAUUUAGGAGCUGCAAUAUAUCGCUACUGUAUGAACCCCAUCGCCUUACACUCCCCUUCACAAUGCUAACAUCUUUAUGUUACGCCACAGUGUGUUGUGUUUUUAGCAGUUUUCGAGAAGUACAAACCGUGUGCAAUAGUUGAAAGAUGUUUAUAAGAUCAACUUUUUUAGUCUGAUAAGAAACACAAACACUUGCUUUUAAUACUCUUGCUUAACAAAAGACUUUAACGGUUUCCUAUAAUGUAGCCGGUAUUAUAAGUCAAUCUUUGUGCUUUAAUAUUUAACGGACAGACAUAUUGUUGUAUAUUUUGAUUUUGUAUCUACCGAGUUCAUUGAACUUUGAUCAUUUAUUUAUUACCAAAGAAUGUGCACAAACCUGUAUACUUACAUGUAAAUAUAUUUGUCUAUACUUGUUGACCUAUACACAGGGAUGUAAAUGGGUUACAAGUAUAUUUUGUAAAGAGAUUAAAAGAUUGUUCCGGUUCAUU